CAUCAAUAUACAAGAAAAGAAGAUGAAGGAAAAUUCUCCACCCAGUUCGUAUGUGCCCAUCAGUGACAGCAAGCUUAUCCUGACGUCUGAACUCUUAAGCCUGUUGAAAACCUACAACUGCUACCAUGAGGGGAAAAGCAUCCAGCUGAGACACAGAGAGGAGAAAGGGGCUUUGAUAAUUGAGGGUCUCCUCAACAUUUCCUGGGGACUGAGACGGCCCAUUCGACUCCAGGUACAAGAUGACAAGGAACGUACACACCUGUCUUCAGCUUCCUGGACAUCUGGAUGGCCCAGCUGUCCUAUAAAUAAAUCUCUUCAGGAUGGUAACAUCACUGCUCAUGAGUCAAAUACUCUGCCUGAACAUUGGGCCAAGGGUUCCAGAGACAGCUCAGAACCCCUGGAUUUAGCCAAGGAGACCCCACAGCUGAUGCGGACCAAGAGUGAUGCAGGCUGUGUGCAGCGAAGGCCCAAGUAUCGUGGAUCCAGUGAGGCCCAGAGGAUCCGGAGGCACCGGUUUUCCAUCAAUGGACACUUUUACAACCAUAAGACCUCCGUGUUUACUCCUGCCUAUGGAACUGUGACCAAUGUGAGGGUCAAUAGCACCAUGACAACCCUGCAUGUGCUCACCCUGCUGCUGAAUAAAUUUCGAGUGGAAAAUGGCCCCAGUGAGUUUGCACUCUACAUUGUUCAUGAAUCGGGGGAACGUACAAAAUUAAAGGACUGUGAAUUCCCACUGAUUUCCAGAAUUCUGCAGGGGCCAUGUGAAAAAAUCGCUAAGAUUUUCCUCAUGGAAGCUGACUUGGGAGAGGAAGUCCCACAUGAUGUUGCUCAGUAUAUUAAAUUUGAAAUGCCAGUGCUGGACAGUUUUGUUGAAAAAUUAAAAGAAGAGGAAGAAAGAGAAAUAAUCAAACUGACCAUGAAAUUCCAAGCUCUACGUUUAACAAUGUUGCAGCGACUGGAACAACUGGUGGAGGCCAAGUAGCCCAGCUAGAGAUCACCUUCCCUGAAGCCCCACAGCAAGUGCACACUAAGUGAUGUGAUCACCACUAACUGAUGACAUUGACCAAUGGCCACUGGUUGAGAAAUCCAGCCACUGUGCUUCUGUCUACCUGCCUAAUUAUUUUGAGGCUUUUGU
This is a messenger RNA of Suncus etruscus (white-toothed pygmy shrew), 1135 nucleotides long. RefSeq names its product Ras association domain family member 4 (gene RASSF4). The transcript has 10 exons. NCBI's taxonomy places the organism in Eukaryota, Metazoa, Chordata, Mammalia, Eulipotyphla, Soricidae. The coding region runs from base 23 to 982 and encodes 319 amino acids. Gene Ontology annotation, biological process: signal transduction. The record is from RefSeq and is a predicted model, not a curated record.